AUGGGUUUAACCUCACAGUCAGCAACAUCGUCUAAUGGACUCAAUAAUCAUGCACGAAGUUCUGAGCCAAGACUGCUAUUCAUUAAUAAUGAAACACCAAUUACGUUCGGCGUCAAACGUGAUGUGCCCCAAAGACAUUCUCUGAUGGAAAAAAUAAAAGAGCAUGGUGGCGAAGUCACUGAAAAUUAUUGUGAUGCUGAUUUUGUUCUUGGCGACCCUACAAAAACACAAAUACCGAUGCAAGGAAUUGAUAAAGUAACUAAUUAUAAAUUUGUAUUGGAUUCGAUUAACGCAGGAAGAUUAAGACCUCCAAGUAGUUAUGAAUUGGUCAUUUCUGGCUCAAGAUCCGGUCGACGUAAUUUUACAGUACAAGAUGAUAGAGACUUGGAAAAUUAUCUGAAAUCAAUAUCUGAAGGACUUAGAGGAAAUGAAAUAUAUAAGAAAUUUGAAAAAAUUAAUCCGCGACAUACGUGGCAGGCAUGGCGUUCUCGAGCGGUCAGAAAAUUUGUGGGCAAUAUUAAUGUUACUCCCAAUGCACAAACAAUAAGUAAAGUCCGGUCAGCCAAUAAUUCACCUGCGUUGCAUGAUGCAGACUCAGAUGAUUUAGCAACGGAAAAAAUACUAGAAUCUGCUAUAAGAAAAAAUCAAGAAAAUGAAAUAACAGAUGCAAAUGACGAUGAGUUAGCAGAGCUGACUAGUCCUUUAUCACAAAAUUCCAGAAUAAAUAAAUAUACUUCGUUAGAUGAAGAAUAUGACGUUUCUGAGUCUUUUGAAACAAUUUCUGGAGAUUCCUUUACUGAACCUCGCCCAACUCAUCGAAACUUAGAACUAGGCAAAAGGCGUCGCACUGAUGAGGAUGUACGGGAACAACCGACAUCCAAACGUUCGAGAUAUUCAGCUGUUGAUGAAGAAUUUUUGCUUAAAGUUAAAGAAUUGUCUGAAGAAUUCCAUGUUCCUAAGACUGAGGUGAUUCGAAUACUAGGCGAUGCUACAUGUGAUUUCGCAAUUGCAAGAGAAUACCUAAGUAAUAACGCAAUCGGCGAAAAAUAUCUUUGGGAAAAUGAAGAAGAUGCUAUCCUGUCUUUGACAAAAGAUGACUCACAAUUUGGAGACAUUUUACGAAAACACGGCAUUGAACUAACGAGGGAAAGGAUGAGAUUUCUUGAUUCUUUGACUUUAUAUAAUCUGAUAAAUAAAUAA
Molecule: messenger RNA, 1200 nt
Organism: Racocetra persica
Lineage: Eukaryota; Fungi; Glomeromycota; Glomeromycetes; Diversisporales; Gigasporaceae
Source: the annotation of a GenBank genome assembly